UUUACAUUCCACCAUCUGCCUGUUUACUGUUCUCUGGAUUACACACACACAUACACACACACUUACUUAAAGACAUUACUUCCAGACAUUGUCCCUGCUGCAUGGUAUAUCAUGCAUAUGGCAUAGGGACAACAGGGGGCGCAGCAAGCUGUCUACCUCUAUGACGUUCCCAUGGACUUCAUUCACCAGUGUUACUGUGUUGCAGGACGGUCGAGUGGACGGUGUAUAGGAUAACAUCCAUGAUGACCAGUGAGCAGUUUCUGCAGAGGCAGUCAAGCAUGUGGACAUGAACAGAAGUUUUGAUACGGAUUCAUUGUUUCGGUGGGAGUUCAUUUUAACUCAAGGACUUCAAGUUACUUUCGGAUUAUGAGGAUACCUUGUGCGUUUGUUUAUGAAUCUCACGGGGCUGAAGUCUUAAUACCUUUGAGGAGACAUAUUGCAUCGCACACUUGAUAAAAAGUAACAGGUUGACAUACGCAUUUAGUUUUUCAAGGUUUUUUUUUUGUGAGAGAGAACGCAAGAUCGAGGAUUUUACCGGUGAGGGAGGAGGCUGCAGACCUGCUGUCUCUGAGCGGUGUAACGUUUCGGCAGGGGGACAGUUCAGUCGUUUAUUCGAGCCUGGGGGUCAGGGGUCAACUCACAUGGUCAAGUCGACAGCAGUCAGGGUCGUGGGGAUACACUCUAAUAUGGGCUAAGGCUCUAGUUGUAGCUGUGAGCUGAUCAUUCAUGGCUCAGCUUACUUAUGCUUUAUGCUGCAAAUACAACUUUUAUCUUCCCUGCAGAAGCUAGAGAAGCAUUAGGAGCAUGUGUGGAGUGUGUGUCUGGAGCCUCAGAGUCUCCAUACUCCUGCUCUUUAGGCUAUACACACUGGACUGCCAGCUUGCAACAGACCACAGAAAGGUCCCUCAGAGGGCAGAGACCCACCAAGGAGCUGUAGCCGGGCAGGGAGGGGUCCGGGGCUCCUGGGGGGCAUGGGGGUCGUGGACCUCCUGCUCACGGACUUGUGGAGGAGGGGUGCAGGAGCAGACACGGCCAUGCCUGCCCUUGUACACCCCCUCGCUGGCCUCCUCCUACCCCUCCAGACCUGGGGUCUACCCACAGCACCCGGGACAUGUGGUGUCCGCCUUGCGCCCCUCCGUUCCCCUGCAUCGUGAGGCAGGGAGACCCCCCAGCUCCAACAGUAGCAGACGAGGGGAGCUUAGGAGUCCACAGAGAGAGAGGGAAGCUCGGCCUGGUCGCAGGAGGGGCAGUGACAGCCCAAUCGUUCCAGGGAGGUACGGAUAUGGCAGGAUGCCAUAUGUAGUUUCCCUUCAGACGGACACAGGCCAGGCGUCCGAGGGGGCACGCUCACACCGACAAAGACGCGCUCCGCUCCCUGACCCCAACUACCCCACUUCCCGACACACAGGCCACAGGUCCUCCAAUUGGCAGCACUACAACAACCCCAACAUCCACAGCCCAACCCACCAUCAGCCCCCAGCCCCCCAGCCCAGAACCAACCCAGUCUGGGCCCCAUUGUACCAGCCGGGCUCCGCACACCAUCCCCAGCAGCCCCAGCAGCCCCAGCAGCCCCAGCAGCCCCAGCAGCCCCAGCAGCCCCAGGCCGGGCAGGGUCGGUACCCAGCCAGCCAGGCCCCAGCACCUCUGACACCCCCAGAUAGACCCUACAACCCCCUUCCCACCUCCUCCUGCAUUGGGGAGCACAGCCAGUACAGGAUUUGCAACACCAAUGCCUGCCCCCCAGCGAGCAGACACAUCCGGGCUGUGCAGUGUUCCUCCUACAACAGCCAGCCAUUCAUGGGGCGCCUGUACGAAUGGGAACCCUUCAACGAAGUUCCUGGAGACCAGCACUGUGAACUCAACUGUCGGGCCAUUGGGUUUCGAUUCUAUGUGCGGCAGUCGGACCGGGUCAUUGACGGGACCCCAUGUGGCCAGAACGACUCAUCCUUGUGUGUGGCAGGGCUGUGCCAGAGCCUGGGCUGUGAUGAGUACCUGGGCUCUGGGAAGGUGAUGGACAGGUGUGGGGUGUGCGGCGGAGACAACACAGCCUGCAAGGUGGUGACAGGUCUCUUCCAGCAUAGUCUGUCCAAGGUGGGCUACCACAAGGUGGUGGAGAUACCCGAGGGAGCCACCAAGAUCAACGUAACAGAGAUGAUGAAGAGCAGGAACUACCUGGCUCUGCGUAGCCGUUCCGGUCGUUCCAUCAUCAAUGGGAACUGGGCCAUCGACCGUCCAGGGAAGUACCAGGGCGUGGGCACUAUGUUUACUUACCGACGACCCAAUGAAAUCUCCAGCACCGCCGGAGAGUCCUUCCUGGCUGAGGGUCCCACCAAUGAGAUCCUGGAUGUCUAUGUCAUCUUCCAACAGCCCAACCCAGGAGUUCAUUAUGAGUACAUCCUGCCCUCUGACAACCCUGUCAGUCCACAGCACCCUGACCACAGGCCUGGAGGCAACACUCUGAAUGGGCAGGGUGGGUACAACCAUCGUAACCCCCAGCCAGAGGGCUAUGAACCCACGGGUGGGGGCAGCAGGUACCCAUCUCAAAACCCUGACAACCAGGUGCCCCUGGCCCCGCCGCCACGACGCCAAAGAGACUACAACUGGAAACUGUCUGGGACAACAGAGUGUAGCACCUCCUGUGGCCGAGGUAGUAGGCACACCAUCUUCCGCUGCGUCCACAGGCUGAGUCAUGAGCAGGUGUCAGAAAGCCUGUGUGACAGCAGCACCAGGCCCAGCUCGCAGGAGGAACCCUGUAGCCUGCAGCCCUGCCCGGCCUUCUGGGACAUAGGGGAGUGGUCCGAGUGCAGUAAAACCUGUGGCCUGGGCAUGCAGCACAGACAGGUGCUGUGCCGCCAGGGGUACGCCAACCGCACCCUCAACGUCCAAACCACCCUCUGCCGCCACCUGGAGAAGCCCGAGACGGCCAGCACCUGCCAGCUGAAAAUCUGCAGCGAGUGGCAGAUACGCAGCGAGUGGAGCACCUGCUCCGUGCCGUGUGGCGUCGGCCAGAGGGCCCGGGAGGUGCGCUGCGUCAGCAACGUGGGGGACUUUGUGGAAGACGAAGAGUGCAACAUGAAGCUGAGGCCCAGUGACGCGGAGAACUGUGACAUGGGGCCCUGCGCCAAGAGCUGGUUCCUCACCGAGUGGGGAAACAGGUGUUCUGCCGAGUGUGGGAUGGGUGUCCGGACGCGAGGUGUGCUGUGCCUGACCAAUCACAUCAGCAGCCUGCCCCUGGAGGGGUGUGGUCACGAGCGUCCGGCCGACUCCCAGGUGUGCAACCAGGGUCCAUGUGAGAGUCGCAUCGACUGGUUCACAGGCCCCUGGAGCCAGUGUUCAGCAGAGUGUGGCACGGGCAGCCAGCAGAGGGUGGUGGUGUGUCUGAUGAAGACGGAUGAAGGCCACACCGUCAUGCCCCCGUAUGAAUGUUCCUCGCUGGAUCGGCCCCUGGGGCAGCAGACCUGCCACAUAAAGGCCUGCGGGGCCAAGUGGUACCACACAGACUGGAGCGCUUGCUCCAAGACGUGUGAGGGGGGGUUCCGUGUGCGGGAGGUGCGAUGUCUGUCAGAUGACAUGCAGCCCAGUGAGGACUGUGGGGAGCAGCAGAGACCUGCGGACAGGGAGGAGUGUCACCCAGAGCCCUGCGUGCCUCACAUAGACGAGAACUGCAGAGAUAAGUACUUCAACUGUAACGUGGUGGUCCAGGCUCGCCUGUGUGUGUACGACUACUACAAGACCACGUGCUGUGCUUCCUGCUCACGCGUGGCCCACAGACAGUCCACAUACAGGGGGCGCAACAGCUAACCCGCCCCUCCCGCGGGCCUGCCACCUCCAGCUGGGGCAAGCACAGUACCCAGGGAAGGUCCUCCGUCCCUGGGUCAUACGCUGACGCAUGGGGGAGUGUGGUGGGGAUAGCCUGCAUCAAGCCUUUUGGUGGACCUGGUUACAUUGAAGUCCCAUUACUAUAAACUGAGAGAACUGAACAAGCCUCGGUGACGGCCAUUGAGAAAGGGACCAGCUUGUGAUGGUGGAGAUUUACGGGGCAUGAGUGGAGCUUUGAUGGACAUCAAACAGGAGAAUCUGGAACCACUUUAUGGGCGGUAACCGGAACCGUCCAAUAAAAAUGAUCUGUCUCUUCUCCUUGUUUAUGGAAGAGCAGUUUGUGGCUGUCACUCACAUGCCCUGUGACCUAAAGACAAGGAGGGAGGCUUCAGUGUCUGGGGCUUGUAGUCCCAGCCACUGCUGGCCUGUGGUUCACAGGCAGUCAAAACAGAACACAUUUCAAACAUUGUGUUUGAGAAAAUGCAUAGACUGUACACACAUUCUAAUAAGCUUUUUUUAAAUUCUAAAACAGCCACAUAUUUAUGGUAUGAUGAUUAAUAAAUCCAUGUAGUAUGAAGUUGCCCUUGCCCUUGAAUCACCACUUCCUAUAGCAUGUGUCAGGAAGGCAUCAGUUGCCUUCAUCACAUAAACCCUUAAGUUGACCAAAGAUAAGUCAUAUCCUCACACAACUCAGUAUUUCCUUCAAAGUCUCUUUACUACUCUAUACUCUUUACAAAUGUCCGACAACAAUGCUCUCCUCCAAGAUCUACCUGUCCCUAUUGUCUGUUUUGCAGCACUGCCUUCUGGGUAUUUCGUAUAUAUGAAUGAAUGAAUGAAUGGAUGGAUGGAUGACUUUGAGGCUUGUUCAGUGAAUCUGCCCAGUGACUAAAUAGAGAGCCCUCUUUAUUUCUUUGCAGGGAUCCCUGGGGGGUGGGGGGCUGUUUUAUCAGUCACCAGUGGCCCCUUUUGGCGGCAGGGUUGAAGCAUCCACUGGCACCUCCACCAAACCGCUACAUGGAUGUAGGCAUUCCAGAGCUCAUUAGAUGGUUAAAACAGAUGGUUUGCUGCAUGCUGAUACAUUUUUAGAGAAGGGUAGAGCAUACACUCUAGUGAAGACUGGAACAUAUUUUCCAAUAAAUCUUAUUUUCAUCUAUUUUUUAAGUUGUUUCAUUUCUAUAAUGUUGGUACGUAACAAAUGGUGCAAAUGCAAGGUUCGUUUUUAGGUAUGUAGGCAAUUUUCAACAAACAUUGCAUCUUUUGAUGUGUGAUGGAUGUAAGACUUGUGGAGGGAACUUGAUAUUUCUACAUAGAAUGACCAUUCUGAUUUCAUCCAGUCAAGCACCCUCCAAGUAGUGUUCAGCUUAUCCAUGACAGCUAUGUAUGUCAUUCAAAGUCACAAAGUCUGGUAUGAUCUCAGACGCCUUAACAAGGUCUAUAAAGUGUAUGUUAUAGUUAAGAAAAUAACCAUAUUGAAUGUGUCAUAAAUGUUACACUAUUAUUUAUCAAAACACACCACACAGAUACAUCCGUUUUUGAAUUGCUAAUGCAGAUAAUGCAUCAUUAUUCAUAUAACUUUUCAUGUUUUAUGUUCAGGUUUUGAUUGACAUGCAGUGUUUUUGACAGUAUGAAUAAACUAUUAAUGAUGUUUAUACAAAAUCUGAACAAUGUAUUGUCAAAUGGUUGUCAAAAAGGUGAUGGAAAAACUUGGCCCCAUUGAGAAAUGUCCAUACCACAAACUGAUAGUUCAGUUCUAUGUGAAAAGAUUUAUAUAAACGUUUUCUUGCUAAUUAUCUUUUGUCUCAGAGGUAAGAAGAGUACUCCACCUAGUGGAAACUAGCUGGUUGUUCAUCAGGAUGGUGGAGCUAGACAGCCUAAUGCCAAGGAUAGCCAGGCAGGCACGAAGACCAUUACAGCUGAGCAGACUGGCUUACAACCCUGCCAGGAGGCUCACAGCCAGAGAACAAGCCCUGCUGCUGACUACAGACACAUAAUUACCUCAGGACGCUCAAGCUGUGGCCAGUGGCUCACUGCAGGUGGAAUAAAGCUCUGUAGACUACUACUAUUUGUGCCCUCUGUCAUUUUCUAUAGAAGAAUAAACACUUCACAUAUUAUGACUGCCAGGAAUAAUAACAUAAGAAAAAACACUUUUCCUGUUUCUACUACACCCACCUGCUCAUUUUUGACAAACAAGCCAUGAAAGAAGGAAAAAAAGAUAUUUGGGUAGUGCUGAAACCACUGCAUGAAUACUGAAUCUUAAUGUGCCAUUUGCCUGAAAGAGACAGCUAACAUUUAACGAAUCACCAUCCAGGUCUACAGGGCAAAAGCUGUUUCCCUCCGACAUUCAUCAUCCCUUCAUGUGGUUUGCGAGUCUCAAAUUACACUGCAAUUCACCUUACCUCGUCAGGAUUUCAAUGAAAGUUGCCUCCUGAUUCAUUUGGGGCUUCUUUCUGGUUUAUUUUAUAGUUGGCAUAAUAGGCUACUGUUUGACAAAACCAUUUUAAUUAGAAAAGGAAUCUAGAAGCCGUGUCCAUUUUCACACUUUUGAGGACAGAAAUUACCUACCAAGAAAUGGUAAUAGGCACACAAUACCAGUUGAUGGUUGACACGGUGGGCUGUGUAGAUUGGUGCUGCUCACUGUUCAAACAUACCUCUCUGCACACAUUCAUUCUUAAUCUACAUAUCACACACUAG
Messenger RNA from Hypomesus transpacificus, 6510 nucleotides. Its product is annotated as thrombospondin type-1 domain-containing protein 4-like. The transcript has 18 exons. Gene Ontology annotation, molecular function: metalloendopeptidase activity. NCBI's taxonomy places the organism in Eukaryota, Metazoa, Chordata, Actinopteri, Osmeriformes, Osmeridae. Gene Ontology annotation, biological process: extracellular matrix organization. Gene Ontology annotation, cellular component: extracellular matrix. The record is from RefSeq and is a predicted model, not a curated record. The coding region runs from base 805 to 3801 and encodes 998 amino acids.